Messenger RNA from Drosophila novamexicana, 2832 nucleotides. RefSeq names its product kin of IRRE-like protein 1. Gene Ontology annotation, molecular function: cell adhesion molecule binding. NCBI's taxonomy places the organism in Eukaryota, Metazoa, Arthropoda, Insecta, Diptera, Drosophilidae. Bases 496 to 2706 code for a protein of 736 amino acids. Gene Ontology annotation, cellular component: cell-cell junction. The record is from RefSeq and is a predicted model, not a curated record. Gene Ontology annotation, biological process: cell-cell adhesion. The transcript is spliced from 15 exons.
ACAAAUUCAAUUAAAAUAAACAAAAAAUAACGAAAAAAAAAACUUUGGGAAAACUGUUGAAAUUGUUAAUUGCUCUGCUCAUUUUAAUUUUGUGAUGAACGUUGGGGCAUGCGUGCGCGUUAUUUAUUUUAUAUUACUAUUAAACGACAAGAACAGGCAGACACCGUGUUGCACUAUUGUUAGCAACAAAUAACAAAUGUACGACAACCAAAUUAGCAGCACCCAGACAACAAAAAAAUAUAUAAAAGAAUAUUCGGCGAUCAAAUUCGGUGGCGCCACUCUGAGCUGUAACAAGCCAAAUAUAGUGUAACGGUAAACUGUGUGCCGUGCAAUAAAAGUCAAGUGCCGCACGGAAUUCAACAGUCAGAGACAGCGAGCCAGAGGGGCAGCCAGUGCCAGAGAGCGCUUCGCAUUGUGUCAUUGACAAAGUAACGCAUCGCGCGAUAAGAGGCAAGAAGAAGCACCCAACGAGACGCUCGAUAAACGACAAACAAAAUGAGCAACCGGCAGAGGAGCAGCACCAAGGAAGGGAGGAAGAGCAGCGGCGGCAGCGGUAGCAUCAAAGAGCUGAUAGCGCAACUAUUGCUUCUUAUCAGCAUCACAUCAAGCUUGCCGGAAAUGGAGUGCUUUCAACGAUUCUCAGAGCAGCCCAAAUACACGGAGGUGAAUCCACGCGAGGACGCGUUGCUCACAUGCAAAGUAAUCGAUAAGCGCGGCUCGUGCUCCUGGCAAAAGGAUAACAAGCCAGUGGGCAUCUACCCGAAGAAAUACGAAUGGGCCGCACGUCCACUGAGCGGCAAUGGCGCCUUACAACUGGAUCUACAUCCGCCGCCUCCCAUGCAAAUCGGCGGCGACUGCUCCCUGUGGAUACGCUCGGCCACCCUGGACUUUGACGACGGCCUGUGGGAGUGCCAAGUGACGGCCAGUGAUUUUACCGCACAGGACGCGCUGACCAGUCAACCGGUGCGAUUGGUUGUACGUGUGGCGCCACAACGUCCACGUCUGGAGUUUGAGAGUGCACCGCUGCCGCCGGGCCACAAUAUCACGGUAGACGCCGGCGCCGUGGCGACUGUGAAAUGCGCCUCACAUUAUGGUAAUCCGCCUGCAACGCUCAAAUGGUAUUUGGGCGACCAGGAAAUCUCGCCCAUACACCCGCAACUGAAUGCCACCGAACCGGACAAUACACGCACCUGGUCAGCCACUUCGGUGGUGCAGGUGUCCGCAAUGCGCGAGCGACACGGCGACAUACUGCGCUGUGUGGCGUUCCAUGAGAACUACGAAGCCAAAUCGGUACCAGUGGAGGCCCGUCUCGAUGUCAAAUACGCGCCAACCAUUCGUCUAAUUGGCUCACCGGAAAUCGACUUGGAAGAGGAUAAGGAUGCGCUUGUUCUGCGCUGCGUGGCCGAUGCCAAUCCGCCGGCCAGCAUCGUUUGGCGACGUGCCGGACGCUCUGAGAUAGCCAGCUUGCAGGAAACGCUGCAGUUGCGUCCCGUUGGACGUCGCGACGCCGGACUGUACACCUGCCAGGCACAGAACUCGGUGGGCACCUCGGAGCAGCUGUCGGUGCAGUUGGACGUGAAAUAUCCACCGAAAAUUAUUUCAGCCGGCCCGGACCGUCUCACAACAGCGCCGCUCUUCAGUCCCGCCGCCUUCGAAUGCGUCGCCGAUGGCAAUCCCAUGCCAGCCUACAAAUGGGUCCAGAGAAUCUCGCAUGGCUCAAAGUACGUAGAGCGCGGCAAUGAGCCGCGACUGGUCAUCGAUAAUGUCACCUAUGAGUACCAGGGCGAAUACGAGUGCCGGGCCACUAGCUACAUCAAUGGGCAGGAGCGGGUAGCCAUAUCCGAUCCCGUGUCGCUGCAAGUUGUGGGUGCUCCGCAAGUGCUUCGUCUGCAUCCCUCCAUGCACACAGUAUCCGUGAAGCGCGGUGAACCAGCCAGCCUCACGAUGGUCGUCUGCGCCGAUCCGCGACCGCAACGCGUUGCCUGGGAAUGGGGUUCGCUACGUCUGGAGGCAGGUUCGGGCAUAGAUCGCUUUCGUGCCGACGAUAUGCUGACGGAUUCUCGCGAGGAUUGCUAUCUCUCUACAUUGCACAUACACCACACCGAUGAACACGACUCACGGCCCUACUAUCUUGUGGUGGAGAACGAGCGGGGCACCGAUCGUCAUGCCAUUCAUUUGAUUGUGGAGGGUACGUUUGCAGAACCUUUGGAGAUGAGCUACCUGCUGGGAGUGGCCGGCGGCUGUAUGGCCGCCAUUUUGAUCCUGAUCUGCCUGUGCAUCUACGCCGUCAAAAGCAAAAAAUGUUGCUUCAAGGGUUCCACGGGCUAUAAAUCAUCGGAUAAGGACAGCGAAAAGGCUGAUUUGAAAUCACGCUCGGAUAGCACAAGUGGCCCCCAAGGUGAUUCAAUUUACACAACGCCUGCCGGCUUCCAUCAUCACCAGCAACAACAACAGCAACAACAGCAGCAGCAGCAACAGCAGCAACAACAGGCGGCCGCUGCGGCGGCAGCGGCGUUGCACGCAGCCUCGCAGCAUCCACAGCAACAGUAUCCGGGACAUGGAUCGCCGGAGGCAAUGAAGUUAAAAGUAAAGAUAUACGAAACAGCGUGCUUGCAGAAGCCAAUUAAAAUUGAAAUAAUGAAGCCCGGCGGGUGCAAUCAUGAUGAUGUUGGUGAUGAUCAUGUUGAUGAUAAAUAUGACGUUUGAAUCUCAAGUGAAAUGCAAUGUAAAUGUGUGCACCUUGUAUUUAAUUUUUAAUUCUUAAGUGUAUAAAUAAAAUUAUUAAUAUGCCUAUUUAUUUGCAACUGAAAUGCCUAAGCAACCGAAGUUGAU